Messenger RNA from Kazachstania africana CBS 2517, 2181 nucleotides. RefSeq names its product Red1p (gene RED1). Lineage: Eukaryota; Fungi; Ascomycota; Saccharomycetes; Saccharomycetales; Saccharomycetaceae. The transcript has a single exon. Gene Ontology annotation, biological process: reciprocal meiotic recombination. The record is from RefSeq and is a predicted model, not a curated record. The coding region runs from base 1 to 2181 and encodes 726 amino acids.
AUGGACAGAGGUGAACAGUUGGUUGAACAACUGUUCUUUUCAAAUAAGAAGCAGCCUGAAAACUUCGAGAAAUUUGAAGAGCUACUAAAUCUGUUUUGGGCAAACAAGGCACUCUCCUUUAAGAUUUCCAGCAUAGAAGUUUUUCAAAAAUGCAUUGAAUUAUUAUUUGAUACUCGUUAUGAGGAUGCCAGAAGAAAUGCGCUUUGGGCCAAAUUUAUCAACGUGAAAUGUGAGCCAACUUUUAAAGUAGAGUCACAAACGGAUCAUAUCAUUCUAAAAAGUUUAUUAAACAGGGCCACACUUUCAGGAGAACAAGAUGAAUGGAAACUUGUUCUCUUUUUUAUAGAGGCAGUAAAAAUUUGUCAGAAGCUGAAAUCACAAAUUAUUGCAACGGUAAAGGAACUAUACAAGGAAAAUGACGAAAUAUUUGAGGAAAUAUCUAAUUUUCAACAAUUAGUUUUACUACUGAAAUUAAUCUAUUUGUGUUCCACCAAGACUGAUCUUAUCGAAUUGAAAUUAACAUUCUUUCUACCCUUGAAAAACAACCAUAAUUUGACAAACAAUUUGGUCAAUAUCAUACUUUCCAAUUUUUCAAAGUCCCUCACAAAUGUUUAUAAACUAAAGGAAAUAAAUUAUGGAACAACAGAUCAAAUUGAGAAUUAUAAUUCUAUAGAAUUGCUACAUACACUUUCCAGCACGUCGCCCUUCUGUUUGAUUCAGAGUAUCCAUAAUAAAAUCUACAUUUGGGGAUGCAAUAAUAUAUGCCUUGUUGUCUCUAAAAAUUCCUUUGAAGUAGUGAAAGAUCUCAAAAAUAAUCUUACUUUGUUCAAUAAAGAGAAGGGUCUAGGAAUGGAUAUCAUUACAAUUGGAAAAAAGAGUAAUUUUAACGCUGACCCUAAAAGAAUCAAAUGGCUACAAUUCCGAUUCAGUGAUAUUCAGACAGCUGAUAAUUUUUUUUACUAUAUGACAAAUUUGCCUAAGAUAAGUAAAUCGAAAACCUAUCUAAGACUCAAUUACACUGCAGAUUAUGAUGACGACGAGAAUGCUGCUGUCCCUUCUGACCAAACUAAUGACGCUACCCAACUACAGACACCGGAACAAUCAGGAGAAUGGGAUUUCGCAUCAUCUAAACCCUGUGCUACGAACAACCCAACUGUGAAACAGUCACUUCCUGCUGCUGCUGCCGCCACUACUACGACCACCAUUACUGCUACUACUACUAAUACCGCUGCUGCUACUGGAAAAGAUAAGAAUAUUAGAAGAGAAUUUGAUGACAGACAACCUUCUUUAAUGAUUACUAAAUGCGUUCAUAAACCUAAAACGAAAAAUAUAACAGCAACGUCCAAAUCAAUUGGAGAGAAAGAUAUUUGCCUUUUGAAUACGAUUUUUGGGCAGACAAACAAAAAACCCUUAAAGAAGCCAAAAUUAACUGGAGAUCAAACUUCGAAGAAAAAUUCUGUAACCCAAAGAACGUUGAAAAUCUUCAAACCAGUUGUAGAGAUUCCUACUCAGGAACCGAAGGAUGCAGACCCUGGGGAAAACGAACUGGAGAAAGUUCAACCUAUUGUAGAAAAUAAAGAUACUCCCUCCAGUCGAACAAGAGGUUUCCAUAAAAGGGAAAAUCUUGAAAAAAAUGUGACAUCGACACCGAAGAAAAAGUGCAUAACUAAGAAGAAGCUAGCCGCCGAUAAACCGACCUUUGAACAGGAGCCCGCUGCGUAUUAUGAAAAAGCACAUAUGCUAAAACCAGACCAAUCUUUAGAUAAUAUUAUCAAGACAUCAGUUGUUAAAGCACAAAACAACCAACCUUUAAAGCUACAGAAUAAUAUCAAUGAUUCUACCACAAUACUCAAUGCGUCGUCCUCUUCGUUUCUUAACAAAAGUGUGGAAUCAAUACUAACAGAGAGCUUACAGAAACAAAUUUUCAACUCAAUUGCUACUUUUUCUAAUGACUUGAUUGACAAGAUAGAUUUGAUUAAUAACGAGCUCAAUAAUAAGAUCUUGAAAGAAUUAUCUUCAAAAUACGAGCUACUUAUCAAUAAGUUGCAACAGGACUUCAAAAACGACACUGAGGAAAUCAUAUCCUUCGUUUCUGAAAUCAAGACAAUGUUGAAUCUACCGCAGGAUCAAAUAAUAAAACUCAUCAACGAGAAGCACUUUGCUGAGAGCCAUAAUAUAUGA